Molecule: messenger RNA, 1610 nt
Organism: Labrus bergylta (ballan wrasse)
Lineage: Eukaryota; Metazoa; Chordata; Actinopteri; Labriformes; Labridae
Source: RefSeq, a predicted model, not a curated record
CAAGCUGUGUGGAGUUCACCAUGAGGAACGUCAGCCGGGGAGACGCUGGGCCCGUGGUCUGCGCUGUGCAGGGGGCGUACGGGUCAAAGACUGCACAGCUUCAGGUGCAAGAGAAUGGUUCAGUCAGCGUCACAGCAGGAAACCUGAAGGUGAUGCAGGACGAGCAGGUGGAGUUCCAGUGUGAUACAGCUUCUUGGUUUCCUUCACCAACUGUCAGCUGGGCUCUAAAUGAUCACCUUGUGGACAGCAGCCUUUACAACACCACCAGCAUGGCUGAUGGGGAUUCUUUUAACUCCACCAGUGUCCUCAAGUUUCAGGCUGUCAGAAACACCACAGUGGAGUGUCGGGCGACCCUGGAGACGCUGACAAAACCACAAAGCAGCUCAGUAUUCUUAGUGGUUGUUCCCAAGCCUCCAGACUGGACAGUGCUGAUUGCAACGGUUGUGUCCAUCGGAGGAUUCGCUCUGCUGGUUUUACUCAUCAUAGGAAUCAUCUUCUGCUACAAACGCAGGAAAGAAAAACAGCCCAACUAUCGAGAUGAAGUGAGGAGGGUGAGAACACAGAGUCAGUUAAGUGCUGUCACUGCAGUCGGACGGGGUCAGGUGAACGCAGGUUACGUGAAGGAUGGUCAAACAAAUGUUAUUCCUAGCGACAUCACUGACAGCAGUUUCUCACAGGCAAAUGGCUCAAAUUUUUGGAGGUAUUCUUAUCAUGUUAUACACAGAUGCCUGAUGUUGUGAACAGUAACCAGACAGGAAACGUCUUCUGUCUCUCGGGUACUGUGGAUGAAUCAGGCUUCAAGAAACACAGACAUGUCACCAUUGUGUGAGCUGCACACAGCCUGCAAACACAUGAGCUCAGCACUGCACUUUGACGCUUCACUGCUUCGUUUCUGAAGGUGAAAGAAAGGUGUGAGGAGGGAGUGACUCUGUCCACACCAAAGACCGAUGCACUGCAGUCAGACGAGGAAGAGAUAUAAAAACAGGACAUGUUUUUUUUUUUAAUUCGCUGACUGUUAGAAGCUGUAUCAGCAGAAUACAACAUUUUGAAAUCAUAGAAACGUGUAAUGAAAACACGUUAAGAUUGCAAAACAUCUAUGGGCUUUUUUUGUAUUUCUCGGGCUUUUUGAAAGUGCUACAGUCAUCAUCUGCUGCGGUUGCAGUCGCAGCCUUAUCACAGAGCAAACCAAAGUGAGCAUAAUUAACAGUUUAAUGACCGCUGGAGCAGCAUUUGAGGCUGAACCAGCAUAAACUGUUCCACUUAUUGGACACAGGCUGUUUUUUUUGUUUGAUGACUACGUGUUUCUGUUUUUUUACUAAGCCAUAUCUAUUUAUUGAGGCAUUAUGUAACUCAAAUUAAAUAUUCAAAGGGGGGCAAUCUGAAACCUCUUUUGUUCGCCAGCAUCUGAAAAUGUCCUCAAAUUUAAUCCCCUCUUAAAUGUAAUGCUGAUGGCGACUGCUCUUUGAUCAGUGGCCUAUUUCUUACAUUUUUAAAUUAUUUGAACUAAUAAAACCUUUUCAUAUACAAAAGUAAAUGUGCCAGUUUGUCAAAGAGUCUCCAUGAAGAACAUGUCAUAUGCAUUAGAGGAAUAAAAUCAUUUUAAUUAGUCA